AUGAGAGGAAUGGGUAAUACUACAAUUGCAAUAUACGGUGACAGUUUUGCUCAUCGUUCAUUUUAUUCGAUCGAAAAAGCCUUUUCGCGAAAUCGUUAUAAUGAAAUUCGUCUUAUAGCAUCUCGCGAAUGCUUACCAUUUAUAGAUUCGAACUUUGGCAAGAACUGCCUUACAUUCGUGAACGAUGCUAUUAAAAUGCUUACUUCAACACGACCCGAUGUUAUUUAUUUAAUUUUCAAAUCGCAUUCUCCAGUAACAAAUUAUUUAGACGAAUAUAACGUAUAUAACGAUGAAAUCCUUAAAAAUAUGCAGAAAACUAUUCAAAUUCUAUCGAAUGUUAGUCGACGAAUCAUAAUAUCUUAUGAUAUGAUAUGGGAUCCAAUUUAUCAGUAA
Dracunculus medinensis (Guinea worm) is the source of this 393-nucleotide messenger RNA. NCBI's taxonomy places the organism in Eukaryota, Metazoa, Nematoda, Chromadorea, Rhabditida, Dracunculidae. The record is from the annotation of a GenBank genome assembly.